AUGUAUUUUUUAAACGUUUAUUUAACUAAUAUAAAUAAUAUGGGCUACAAUUCAAACCCAAUUUACGUUUAUUAUGCUUUUUCCCCAAACUUUCUAUUUCGAGAUAAAUCGCAAAUAAAACUUAAAAUCGUCCCGCCCUAAACCGAAAUAAUCAUAAAUUUUAUUAUUUAGGAUUAGGAAAAAAGGAAAAGAUGAAGAAGUUAAUGGGCUUUAAUUUCCCAGGGGAUUUCAACCUCAACUCAAACUUACGUCUAGAUUCCAAUCCACAAAUCAUCACAGAUUUGAACGAUUUGGUAAUGUCGAGUCCGUUGGAUAAUGAUAAUUUAUUAUUGUUUGUGGAGUUGUUGGUGAAUAGAUUUGACUGGAUAAAUGCAAAUUUGGAGGAGAUUGACAAGUGUAAAAAUGCGGUUUUGGACCUCAUUUCCAUUGAUGGAACUUGCGUUGACUGGCUUGUAAAACGGCUAAUUACAUAUUUUAAAUCUGUUAAUAAGGAGCAUUUGAAGGUGGAUUUAUGUUCCCGUGAGUUUGACAGUGUUACGGAGCUUAAAAAAUUCGUCAGAACGAUUUUAACCACGUCUCCAGACGAUCAGGAACUCACUGGAGAUAAUUUUAACUUCAUGUACGAACUCAUUGGAUAUCACUCCAGCGUCGAUUUGAAGAAAAAAGUAAUCUCAAUAUUCCCCUCGACACAUAAAAAUCCGUCGUUUAAAGGUCUGAGGUGUUUCUUUUACAGGGACCAGACUGGCACUGUGGACUUCUUCAGCUACGCUCGCUGUUGUGAUAAUGUCAAAACGAGGGGUCAAAUACUGAGGGAACAUUUGUGUGACUUGAUAAUUGAAAUUUGCAAGUUAAGUCCGAGCAUUCUGGGAACAAUUGCGGAUACGCUGGACCUGUGUUACCCGCAUCAUAAUGUGCAAAUUGAACAUCAUAUCUCAUUUACCAAGGCUAUUUUAUACCUAUCAAAGUAUCUACCAAGUAUACGAAUUCUCUUGUAUAGGAUAUUAAUUAACAAGUUAACAGUGAUUGACUCGGAAAUUAGACUUGCAGAUCCCGUAGUCGACGUGGAAAAAGUUGAAAACUUAAGGUCUGAAAAGAUUAAUCAGCUGGCCACAGAGUUACUCAGUGGGCAGUCUGACACAACUCAGUACAAAUCUGACGGAGCUAAUUGGUUUCGAGAUGUCUACGAUAAACUCAGGACUGAGGAGGACUGCGACGACAUGUCACAGAAGCUGGAUUUCCUCAUGGCGCUGGUGUUUGAGGAUCUUCACUUACUACUGAACAGGUGCAACAAGUAUAACUCAGCCACUAUGAACAACGCCAGUAUAACUGGUAGUAAAAUCACUAAAAAUACCUUACAGCACAUACAAUUGGAUAAUCACACAAGUAAAGACACGCACUCCAAAUUCCCACUAGAACUCAGCACUCAACCCGGGACAUCAACAUCCCAAACCACAAGCGUAAAUAUGAAGGACACGUCUGAAAAUAUGAAGGACACGUCUGAAAAUAUGACCAAGAAUAGCUCCGAUGAAUUGGAGGAAAUGUAUACACCGAAGAGUAGGAAGGAGCUGAGGGUACUGUCAAGUGAGACAUGCUAUGUCAACAGUGACUCUAGCUUCUCUGAUACCACCGCCGAUACUCUCACUCUCAACUCAUCUUCACAUUCAACUGUCACAUCACACACUUUACACACUCUUAACACUGUUGAUACUGUAGGAGUUGACACAGCAAACACAGUAGACACAGUAAACACAGUGGAUACAGUAAACACAGUGGAUACAGUGGAUAAAGAUCUACGGGAAGAUAGUGAGGAGUUGCAUAAGAUGGUUCGAGAGUUAUUUGAGGUGUUUGAGGAGGUGAUAUUACAGGCGUACAAGUGUAAGUAUGUGCAGUUUAUAUACUUUUACGUCACAUCGUUUGACGUUAAAUUUUUGAAAAUGUUCCUACAGCGGCUGUUUACUAUCGUCUAUGACAACGCACAACACGUAAUUAAACGCAGAACCGCCGCAUCUUACAUCUCUUCACUCAUCUGCAGAGCCAACUUCGUUCCACACCACUUUAUCAUCUCCACACUGACACAUUUUUUUACUCUCCUCUCACCUUUCAAUCAGUUCAUACACAACUGUCAUAUCGCCAAUAGUACUAUUGUCAAGAGCACUAUUGUCAAGGGUAAUAGUCACAGUGUCAAGAGUAAUAGUAGGGGUAACAGUAGGGGUAUCUCCUGGGUUAACACUGUAAAGAGUAACUCCGGUGUUAACAGUAAAACAAUUGGUGUACAUCUGAAUGCUGUUGGAGUAACGAAGAAGUUGAGUUUAUUUUACUCGAUAUUGCAGGACAUAUUGUACAUAAUAUGUUAUCACACGGGUGUGGUAUCGGGUUCUGAGACGUGCGUCUCAUUUAUUCAGAACACAGAAACGGGCCUUAUGGCGUACCUAACUUCAUAUCUAGACCCGCUAUCAUACUGUAAAACGUCCGUAAUCUCCCAGGCCAUUAAAUCAACCUCUCACUUUUCUAACUUAGCGUGUCUGAAUGAAUUCCUUAGGAGUAAGAAUUAUCUAUUGGAUACGAAGGAGUCGGAGCAUUUUAAGUGGUCUUUUUACAGUCCCAUAGACUCUUUUUUCCCAUUUGAUCCUUAUCUACUACAUCAUUCCAGGUUCUACAUUAGGGAUAAAUAUAUCUCACAGCCACACACUCCUGAGUCACCGGACCUCAAUACACACACUGUUAAACCGAGUGAACUGGUAGACGAAGUAGUAGACGCGAUAAAAAGUGAUAAGAAAAUGGUGGAAGAUGAUUUGAAACGUGUGUCUAAGUGUCUAGAUGAUUCACUUGGGUUUUCUUCAAUUUCAAGAUCACUCAAGGCGAAACUUGAUACGCUUAGGAAUUUUAACUCCGACACUCAAAUCGAAGCCGAUUACGAUUUCUGGAAUUACGAACAUACCAUUCAACAACUCGAAUACAACACACAAGAUCAGGAUGAGAGAAUGGAGGAUUUGGGUUUGGGGAUGGAGGACAGGAAGCACGGGUUAUUGGAGUUGUUAACUUCGUCAAGUGCUUACAAAUCCGCAAUCACAAACUCCAAAAAAGCUAAACUGUGUCAAACACAUUGAAUACUCUUUACUCAGGUUACGGUUGUAAUGUGAGUUAUAUUAUUGUGUUGAGAUGUAUUAUUGAGUUGAGAUGUGGGAUAGAUAAUGAUUAUAAUCCAUUUUAACUUUUUUGGAUUGAUAUCUGGUCACCUGAAUUAUAUAUUAUUGUGAAUGAUAUAAGAUUGUAAAUGAUAUAUGAAUGUGACUGAUAUGUGAUUGAGUAUUUGGUACCCGUAGCUUGGAUAAAAGAUCAUCGGUAACUCGACCUCUAUAACCACUUUUCCUAAUCUAAU
Messenger RNA from Theileria parva strain Muguga, 3379 nucleotides. It is a transcript of the gene RRN3, whose product is annotated as RNA polymerase I specific transcription initiation factor RRN3 family protein. Gene Ontology annotation, biological process: transcription initiation at RNA polymerase I promoter. Gene Ontology annotation, cellular component: nucleus. The transcript is spliced from 4 exons. Gene Ontology annotation, molecular function: RNA polymerase I core binding; RNA polymerase I general transcription initiation factor activity. Bases 192 to 3107 code for a protein of 971 amino acids. NCBI's taxonomy places the organism in Eukaryota, Apicomplexa, Aconoidasida, Piroplasmida, Theileriidae. The record is from RefSeq and is a predicted model, not a curated record.